CAGGCCAUGGCCCAGCAAAGGAACGAUGAUCAGUACUCCUCAGACGCCGGAUCAGGCUCAACAGACUUCAGUGUUAUGGAAAUGUGCCCUUUAGAAGCCCGAUGCAACCCGUCGCUCGACGGCGCCUUCGAUAAGAGCGCGGUUUUGGAACGCGUCAGGCAGCUCUCUGCCCCCGAGCUUGCCUCGCUUUCGGAAUUGUGCAUGUGUCCCAAAGCAUGCAAGUACAAAACAGCAGUGGAUAGCGACGCCGCAUGGUGGCCGCACUGCGCAAAGGCAUGGUACGAGCCAGGGCAGGCACCCGAAAAGCCUGGCAAGCCCCCGAGGCAGCGGAAGACUUGGAAGAACGCUUACCUGGCUCUCCGGCCAGAGGAGGGCCCAAAUCCUGAGGAGAUCGCUUCAAGGCUCGAUAAGAUUGCACGACACGAGGCCAAAAUGGCAAGAUGGGACCUGGAGAGAAAAGCCGGACGCAUGUCCGUCAGAGGACGGACCUUGGGUGGCGAAACACUGCUCAGCCCUGUAGAGGGGAAGGAAGACAAAAGCGCCAUGCGUCAGUUCUACAAGACUGUUAGGUCGAAGCCCAAGGGGAAGACGAGCAAAGGGGGAGGAGGCUGUCUUGCGUCGAAUUUCGGAUGAGACUGGACAACAUUUGGAUUAGAAGUAGGUCGAGGCGCAAUAUUCACACGAGGGACGUAUUUUGUGAUCACUAAUGUUAGCUAGUUACCUAGUUAGGUACCUUCGAAUAGAUAAAAUUUGCUUUUGUUC
Molecule: messenger RNA, 762 nt
Organism: Micromonas commoda
Lineage: Eukaryota; Viridiplantae; Chlorophyta; Mamiellophyceae; Mamiellales; Mamiellaceae
Exons: 1
Coding region: 7-633 (208 amino acids)
Source: RefSeq, a predicted model, not a curated record